Messenger RNA from Rhodamnia argentea, 1821 nucleotides. Its product is annotated as endoplasmic reticulum oxidoreductin-1-like. Gene Ontology annotation, cellular component: endoplasmic reticulum; endoplasmic reticulum membrane. The transcript has 10 exons. Bases 150 to 1592 code for a protein of 480 amino acids. Gene Ontology annotation, biological process: protein folding in endoplasmic reticulum. Lineage: Eukaryota; Viridiplantae; Streptophyta; Magnoliopsida; Myrtales; Myrtaceae. Gene Ontology annotation, molecular function: thiol oxidase activity; protein-disulfide reductase activity; FAD binding. The record is from RefSeq and is a predicted model, not a curated record.
GCCCAGAAAAUCUUGCAUGCAUCAUUUAGACCACGUAGAAAUAUCGCUCCGAUGCAAUUAAUUGAUUCUUUGGGCGUUUUUUUUUUAUCACGGCCUUCCACAAAAAAGGGCGCAGUUUUUCUCGGAGGAUGAUUCUUCUGUGGUGAGAUAUGGAGAUGGCGAAGGCUGAGGUCAAAGUGAAGGAGGCCGAUCGCGCGAAGCAAAGCGAAAGAAGAUGGAGCUCGUGCGCGGUGUUCGUCCCUCUGAUCUCAGUGGCGAUCGCCCUCGCAGUUUCUUCCAGGAACUCCGCGAGUAUCGUCUCUCUCCUCACCAAUCGCUCCUGUCGCUGUCCUCAGGAAUUACAGAAGUAUACUGGCGUUGUUGAGGACUGUUGUUGCGAGUAUGAGACGGUGAAUAGUCUAAACGGAGAGGUUUUGCAUCCUCUGCUACAGAAGCUUGUCAGAACUCCUUUUUUCAGAUUCUUUAAGGUGAAACUUUGGUGUGACUGCCCUUUCUGGCCUGAUGAUGGUAUGUGCCGCUUGCGAGAUUGCAGUGUUUGUGAAUGCCCAGAAAAUGAAUUUCCUGAGCCUUUUCGGAACUCCUUGAAGCACGAUCUCCCAUCUGACACUUUACAGUGUCAAGAGGGAAAGCCACAAGCCAUUGUUGACCGCACAUUGGAUAGUAGAACUUUCAGAGGAUGGGUCGAAGCAGAUAACCCCUGGACUAGUGAUGAUGAAACAGAUAAUAGUGAAAUGACAUAUGUUAACCUUCUCCUAAACCCAGAGCGCUACACUGGCUAUACAGGUCCAUCAGCCAGAAGGAUAUGGGAUGCAAUUUACUCAGAGAAUUGUCCAAAGUAUACUUCAGGAGAGGUUUGUCAGGAGAAAAAGGUGUUAUACAAAUUGAUCUCUGGUCUUCACUCCUCGAUAUCAAUCCACAUAGCUGCCGAUUACCUCCUAGAUGAAGCUGCAAAUAUGUGGGGUAAAAAUCUGGAAAUGAUGUACGAUCGUGUUGUGCGAUAUCCUGAUCGUGUUGGAAACUUGUACUUCACAUUCCUUUUCGUUCUUCGUGCUGUGACUAAGGCAGCUAAUUAUCUGGAGGUGGCCGAGUAUGAUACUGGUAAUCCUGCUGAAGAUGCCAGCACUUUAUUUUUAAUGAAACAGUUGCUCUAUGAUCGCAAACUACAAGCUGCCUGUCCUCUUCCAUUUGACGAGGCUAAGUUGUGGAAGGGUAAAAGUGGACCUCAGUUGAAGCAGACACUUCAGAGGCAGUUCAGAAAUAUUAGUGCAUUGAUGGAUUGUGUCGGCUGUGAGAAGUGUCGAUUAUGGGGGAAGCUCCAGGUUCUCGGCCUUGGAACUGCAUUAAAGAUCCUCUUCUCAGUUGACAUUCAAAACGAACCGGAUACAUCGGUGCAACUGCAAAGAAAUGAAGUGAUAGCUCUUGUAAAUCUGCUCAGUCGGCUCUCUGAAUCUAUCCAAUUUGUCCAUGAAUGGGGGUCGCUGUCAGAGAAGCCUGGGAAAGUGCACCGUUCUGAUCCAGCUGCUUAUGACAUUACCAAAUGGCAUGGGUUAUGGGAAUUAAUCCCAGGGGGCUGGUUUACAAGAUUCUCUUGACCAUUCCAUUCUCGUCCAGCGUUGACAGGGUUUAGUGUUGAUUGAUAUUAACCAUCUUGUUGUCCAAACCCCUUCCGAUUCCAACACAAGUAGGAGGAUUCAAGUGUAAAAACUGACAAUGAAAGGAAAUAUAGCAAUGUACAGUCUCUUUGAUGGCCCAUUACUGCCAAGAGCUGGGCGAUCAAGUAGAUUUUCUGUUUGAAAUCGCAAGAUCGAAAGCCAUUUUUCA